This is a messenger RNA of Pistacia vera, 2558 nucleotides long. RefSeq lists its product as uncharacterized. The coding region runs from base 168 to 2270 and encodes 700 amino acids. Lineage: Eukaryota; Viridiplantae; Streptophyta; Magnoliopsida; Sapindales; Anacardiaceae. The record is from RefSeq and is a predicted model, not a curated record. The transcript is spliced from 15 exons.
GGGAAUGUCGUGGUCCAUUCCCCUCCUCAUCAAAUUUGUCAAAAUUUCUCCUCCACAAUUCGUAUUUUGUUUGAUGCGAUGUGCAGUGCCAGCUCUACUUAAUCCGAAGCCUCUCCCAUGGAAAGAAGAAUUUUUUUCAAUCUUAAACGACCCGACUGAUUCUGCUCAUGGCUGUUAUCGCUUUCCCGCGCAUUCUUUCUCGGUUCUUGGCGCCAAAUCACUUCUCUCUCCGUAGAAACAAAUGCAUUUGUUGCGCCUCUCCAGCAGCGAGAGAAACCAAAAGAAAAGGGUCGGCGAUUGUGUGGUUCAAACAAGAUCUUCGCGUGGACGAUCACCUCGGCCUCAUGGCUGCCUCUCACUAUCAAGCUGUUCUUCCUCUUUAUGUUUUUGAUCAUAGGAUUCUUUCUCUUUAUUCUGAUGAAAUGCUAGAACUGGUUCUUUUUGCUUUGGAAGACUUGAGAAAGUCAUUAAAGGAACAAGGGUCUGAUGUGAUGAUCAGAUUUGGAAGAGUAGAAAAUUUCAUCAAGGAACUUGUAGAUGAGGUGAAAGCAACCAGUAUAUUUGCUGAAGAGGAGGUUGAGUACCACCUUCGGAUGAUGAUAGGCAUUGUGGAUGAAACCUUUGCUACAACAAAUUUUAAAGAUGGGAAGCCAAACAUUUGUCUGUGGCAGACACCAUUUUAUGAUAUUAAGAAUCUGAAUGACCUGCCUGUAUCAAAUAAUGACUUUGUGAAACUUCAACUGCCUGUAACUUCACCGACUCAGUCCCCAACAUUAUCUGGUUCAAAAUUGGAAGUGGAUUGGGGUCCUCUGCCCACAUUUGAUGAUUUGAAGAAAUUUAUGAAUGAGAAUCCAUGGAAAUUAAAAGAGAGUUGGACUGUAAUCAAGAAUAUUUCAGCUGAAACUAUAUUACUUGAGAAGUUAUCAAAAUCAGGGGAAAGAAGUAAAAGAAAUUUGAAUGUCAAUCAUGCUCCAGUGAAGAAGCCAGAUGCAUCCGUUUUUGUUACAGAGAAGGGUAAUAUUGUAGGAGGUGGAACAAAUGCUAUAUUGAAUGCAUUGGCAGCAUAUUUGAGAUAUUUGGAGGGAACAGCUCGCGAUGACUGGCAAGAGGUGCAUGAAAGGCUACGUAAUGCUGAAAGUCGGGAUGGAGCUUCAUUUUUUACCCUCUUUGGCCCAGCCCUUUGUCUUGGUAUCAUAUCGAGAAGGAGAGUGCAUUAUGAAGCAAUCAAGUAUGAGAAAGAACGAAAUGCUGGAUUUUUAUCACCCUUUGGAUAUUCUGCUGUCACUGUUGCUGCAGCAGCUGAUGCUGUUUGUUCAAUGGAGUGGUACUGGCUUAUGUCUCUAAGAAGUCUAAUAAGUGAAGGAGGAAUCUAUUCUACACGGAUAUGGAGAUGGAAUGGCUAUCUAAUACAGUAUACAGUUGCUGGAAAUGAAGGUCCUGCCGUUCUGCUUGUGCAUGGUUUUGGUGCAUUCUUUGAGCACUACCGUGACAAUAUAUAUGGCAUUGCUGAAGGUGGAAACCGUGUUUGGGCCGUCACAGUUUUAGGAUUUGGCAAAUCAGAAAAACCAAAUAUUGUAUACACUGAAUUAAUGUGGGCUGAAUUACUGAGAGAUUUUGUUGUUGAAGUUGUGGGUGAACCAGUACAUCUUAUAGGGAAUUCAAUUGGUGGCUAUUUUGUUGCCAUUGUUGCUUGCCUUUGGCAUGCUUUGGUCAAGUCUGUUGUCCUUAUCAACAGUGCUGGAGAUGUUGUUCCUGAACAUUCAUUUACACAGUUCUCUAGUGAAAGACAGACUUCUGGCCCCGCAUGGCUAGGUGCUCGACUCCUUUUGUUCUACUUGAGAUUGAAUAUCAGUAACGUAGUGAAACAAUGUUACCCAACUAGGACAGAGCGAGUUGAUGACUGGCUCAUAGGUGAAAUGCUAAGAGCAUCUCAUGAUCCUGGGGUGCUGGUAGUGUUGGAAAGUAUUUUCAGCUUCAAUCUCUCACUUCCUCUUAGUUAUCUCUUGGAAGGAUUCAAUGAAAAGGUUCUAAUCAUACAGGGAAUGAAAGAUCCAAUAUCUGACUCCAAAUCUAAACUGGAUAUGCUUAGAGAACAUUGUCCCGGGUUUGCAAUUAGGGAAUUAGAUGCUGGCCAUUGCCCACAUGAUGAGCGGCCGGAAGAAGUGAAUUCUUUAAUCUGCAAAUGGAUAGAGACCAUAGAAAAUCCGGUACUUGUUUACCGUAAAUGGUCCAAUUACGGUACUGGAGGGGUAAAGUUGUCCCCAAAAUGAUCACCCUUGGACCCUCUCGAACAUUACCAUUAGCAAAUAUUCUUAUUUGAGGCACUACUGUUAAAUUCUAAAGCUAAUCAAGAUCCAGGGGUCAACAUGUGUGGAGUAACCUUGCCUCCAUCCAAGAUCAUAGAAAUUUACUUUGGUCGAAGCACAAGUUUUAAAUUUUAGAAGCUAGCAUUUGAAUCCAAAUAAUUCCCAUCCAGAAACACUCCUGAUGGACAAAGGUGUAGAUCAAGUCAAAAAUACUUGGGUCUUUAUCGCUCAAUAUAGUUUUUUCUAUAUCCA